Molecule: messenger RNA, 1431 nt
Organism: Scedosporium apiospermum
Lineage: Eukaryota; Fungi; Ascomycota; Sordariomycetes; Microascales; Microascaceae
Exons: 7
Coding region: 1-1431 (476 amino acids)
Molecular function (GO): oxidoreductase activity
Source: RefSeq, a predicted model, not a curated record
AUGUCACCCCGAGUUGUUAGCAUUCCCAUCCGACCCAUUCCCGUCGCCAAGACUCCUCCCAAUACAGCGCCGCAUAUUCGUGCAUCGCAACGUGCUGCUUCGACCAUGGCCAGUUCGCUCAAGGUUCACAUUACCCCUGAGAAUACGGGGUUGCUCCAUGUGCCGCAGACGGCGGAGGCGGCGGACAAGGCCACGGAGUUGCUGCAGAAGGAUCUCGAGACUCACCAUGCAUUCUUCAACGAUAGAGGAUACCACAAUCAUCUCGUCCACCACAUCCUCAGCCUCUAUGGCACCGGCGCCUCGGCAAAGGACCUCCAGUUCGCCUAUGACCAGAACAAGACCUACCAACGUGACCUCAACGCUCCCCAUGACCACGUCGCCGACCGCCUCGACGAAUGGCCCGAGGCCCUUAACUACCUUGGAAAGCCUCAGUACUUUCCCGACCUCUUCAUCUACUUCCAGCGCGAGAUGGACAAGCUAGGAUGGCAGGAGGCAUUGAAAAAGCAUCUCUUUGCCGGCACUGAAAGGAGCGAUGAUAUGCUUCAGAGGAUGUUUGCUGGACUCCUCCACCCCCUCAUCCAACUCCUCUACGGCAUCGAAUGGGCACAACCCGCCCUCCUCGCCUCCGCCCUCGCCCAAGCCGGCAUCCACAAAAACCAGCUUGGCCCCUUCCUAACACAGGCCGAGAAAGAUGCCGCACGCCCGGACAUCGAGCCCAUGGGGACCAUCCUCGACCUCUUCAAAGACGCCGGCGAGAAUGAAGCACUGAAGCGCCAUGUCACAUCACCCGAUAACAAUAACACGUAUCAGCUCGUGACGGAGGGGAUCGAUGACGCGGCGCCGUUUGCGGCGAGGGUGAGGGUGAAAGAGGAGGAGCUGGAGGAGAGGACGGCGGAGGCUUUUCAGGCGGGGUUGGUUGUUGCGGGGGCGGCGACAGUGCAUCUUCCGCAUGAACCGCGGUUUGAUUUCUUCCUUAUCCAUCACGUCAACCUCGACCCCAUCUUCCUCACCAUAAACACCCAAUCCUGGAUCCCAACCUCGGCGAAAGUCCGUAUCCUCGAAUGGAAGAUCCGCACCGAUAUUCUGCGCUGGCUAGGUAUUGGUUCUCCGCCGCUUGACUUUGACAAGGCGAUGGAAUAUACGCCCAAGGACAAGACUCCUGCUUCUAAGCUCGAGGACCUCCUCCCUAAAUUCUACCAUAUCGCUGACGACGGCCAUUCCAUCAAACUCGCCCGAGCAACCGUCUUAUGCCACAACAUCUUGCAAAAGUACCAGGAUAAACCCUGGGUACGCAUUCGCGGCCAAGAUACGUGGCUAAAGUUGAUGCAUCUGCUUGUUGAUGUGACGGUGGAUCCCAAGGGGGUCAGGUGGGUUCGCGAUGCUGGCUUCGAUUCGGCUUGGGAUGAUGUUCCAAAGCUCGAGAAACGGUAG